AUGUCGCCUCCACCAACGCACUCGACGACCGAGUCUCGCAUGGCCCCGCCGUCGCAAUCAUCCACCCCGUCCGGUGACGUGGACGGCUCCGGAUGUGACCGUCUUGCCGGCGGCUGCGGCGACGGCCCUGGCGCCGUCGUGUUUGGUAACGGCGGUGUCGCUGCCGCUGCUAGAGCCGCGGCCACGGCCGCGGCGGCGGCGGCGGCGGCGGCGGCGGCAUCCCACGCGGCGGCGCGUAGGAUCUCUCGGACAACGAACCUGCCGUCAGCGGCGGCGAUGGCGGCGGCGCAGUCACCGCCAGAAGACGGCGGGAAAGGUGCCGCUGACACUGCAAGGGCAUCCGCCGCUGCCGCUGCCGCCGCUGCUGCUGCUGCCGCCGCUGCCGGUCGUUCACCAGUUAGUGGAUCGAACAAGGCACGGCCGUUGUACGGGGAGCGGCCAUCGCCUCUGUCGCCGUCGUCAGCAAGUCCGUCAGCCGCCCCAUCACCAACCGCGAGCACAGCAGGCCCCAACGCCCACGCCACCAGUGCGGCUGUAGCGGCGGCGGCGGCGGCGGCGGCCGCGGCGGCGGCUGUAGCACGUCCCUCAAGCCUCACUUCUCCUGCCGCUGCCGCCGCUGCCGCCAACCAUCAGCCGCCCGCAUCUCCCGUGUGCCGGUCAGACACCCGACAAGGACCUGCUGCCGUACAGGCCCCAACACCACAACCGCUCCAGCUUCGCCAAGCUGCCUCACAGCGCAUGGAAUCAAGUUGUACGACAGGUGUCGCUACGGCUGCGGCGGCAGCGGUGACGAUGGCCGCCGAGGUGGCAGUACGGCAACGUCUGUCCCAGCGGUCCAUCGGUAUUAAGACGGGCGACGUCAUUGGCGUGCCCGAAGGCACGCGGAGUGACGGCGACGGCGGCGGCGGCAGCUGCGGCGGCGGCGGUUUCGGCGCUAGCACUGCACAAGGCGGAGGGCCGAGGCGGCCUUGCCACCAGCGCGCCCGCUCACGGGCCAUUAGGCGGGCGUCGUCAGCGAUGGAGGCGGCGGCGGCGGCGCCGGCGGUGGUGGAAGCGGCGGCGGGUGCCGUGCCAUCGCGUGUGAUGGGCCGCGGGCCCCGCAAUCGCAGUACACAGUACAAAGGCGUGUCGUUGUACCGUCGUACUGGGCGGUAUGAGGCACACAUCUGGCAUGAAGGGCGCCAGCUGCACAUCGGUACGUACGGCACUGACGUGGAGGCUGCCCUGUUACGUUGCCUGGCUUUACCGUGUGUGCGUCAUCUUAAAAUGACGGUACGACAGGCGUACGACAGAGUUUCCCGCUAUCUUCGAGGCCCCGGCGCUGUGCUGAACUUUCCGACGGAGGCUGCCGCCACAGCGACCGCUGCUGCCGCCGCCGCGGCGGCAGCGCCAACGUUUGCCGCUAGCGGCGGCGGCGGCAACGGCGAGAAAACAGCAUGUCCAAAGGCAGCUGCCGCCGUCACCGCCGUCAGGCAGGGCGGGUCAGGGCCGGCAGCAGCGGCGUCUGUACGGCACCAUCAAGGUCGGGUUGGCCUUGGAGAGGGCUCCAGGGUGGUGCUGAGGGCUGCGGGGGUUGAUGGGCGACAGCAGGACGGGGCAGGUGGCAUGGGCGUCGACAAGGGCAGCGGCAGCCGUUGCGCAGGGAACUCUCAUUAUGCGGGAACCCACCAAACCUUAAUUGUUGAACAGGCACCUAACGGCGUCGCCGUCGGUACGACAUUGAGCAGUACGACAUUGGGCAGGGGUGGCGGCGGCGCCGGGCGCGGCAUUGCCGCGUUUGUGAAGCCGUGGCCAAACUCGUUGGCGGCAGCGGCAAGGCCGGAGGCGACGGCGCUGGCGCCGCCGCCUUCUUAUGCGGCGGCGAUGAGGAGUGGCUUGAAGGGCGGUUGGGAGGUGGCGACGACGGCGGCGGUGACGACGGCGGCGGUGACGGCGGCGGCAGACGUCGCCUUCAGCGGACACUGCAAGGAUUACAAUCAGGCUGUCCAGCCGUUGUACGGCAGCGGCGGAGUCGGAGAAGACGCCAGUGCUCACCUGGACGAGAGGGCCGCCGGGGCCGUCGUCCCUGGCACCGCUUGUACGGCCAUCAGGUAUGCGUCUGAUAUUGUCGUACCUAUCGCUGCUGGCCAGCUGGAUCCGGGCUAUGGGGUCCCCGCAGAGUCCGUGGCGGCAUCCCUCCUAUCGGCGGGGGUUCCUGCUGACUUGCUACGGGCUGUGCUUAAACAUACGACAACAGCAACGGCGGAUGCCAGCGGCAGCGGCGACGGCGGUGCCACCGACGUCGUUGCGACCGCCGCGUCCCCGCCGGGUGUGCCGCCGCCGCUUCCGCCGCCACCACAAGAACAGACGGACAUACGUAUGGCGGUUCCGAUGGGUAUCGACCUUGGUACGGAUGGGUCGACGGCGGCGGCAACUGUCGCGAUGUCGCGAGGAUGUCCGCAGCUACAGCGUACGUCGGCGUUGCCGCCGCCGCCGCCGCCACCGCUGGCCCAACCAUAUCUACCAUCGCCGCAUUACCAUCACCAUUACCAUGGAGUCUCCGACCAGUUCGUGACGGCGGCGACGACAGCGGUAAUGGCGGCGGCGCCGCCGCUGCCCGCGCGGCCAGCGCCGUCAAGGCCUUCAACCGCAGCAAUUAAUCUUCAGAAGGACGCGGCAGUAGCAGCCAUCAUGAGUCACUUAGCCAGACACCCGCCGCCGCCGCCGCCGCCGCAGCAGCAGCAGCCGUGGACGCUACAGCCUCCGCCAACGGCAACAAGAUCGGGUCGUUGUACGGCGCCUGAUCCAUCGGCAGCUACUGCUGCCGCCUCUGCCAACACGGCGACAGCUGCAAUCGCCGCCGCAAGUACGGCAGCCUCUGAAUCGCGACCGUACGGCACCGCCGGCGGCGGCAAAGUGGAAGAUUUGCGGAGCAGCGGGCCGGAGGACGCCACGCCGCUACUGCCGGGCGUGUCGCCCCUGGCUACUGCGAACCAGCAGCAGCAGCACGCGACGGAUGCGGUGGUACUGCGGAUGCAGCACCCGGCGGUGCUACAGCCGCAGUCCUCCAGGCCCACAGAAUUUAAAUCUGACGCCGACGGCGUCUGUACGACACCUGCAUCGCUGCUACAGUCGUCAUGUGCAUCGGCUGCUCUGGCGGUGCUACCUGGCGUCGCCGCCGCCGCCGCCACCGCCACGCAAGUGCCGUCGGCGGCUACAGCCGCCCAGCCAGAGGACGUGCGAACGAAUGGGCUGUCAGCCAGCGGCGCGGCGGCGGCGACUGGUGGCGGCGGCGGCGACGGCGGCAGCAGCACUGCUACCGCCGGCAGUCACGCCGCGGAGGCCGCCGUCAUGCGCACGCGUACGGCACCGGAGGCGGACCGCAGCUGCCUUGCCUCCGCCGCGAUCGAUCCCUGGGAGGAAGUCGCAGGCGGGGGUGGGUGGUGA
Volvox carteri f. nagariensis is the source of this 3426-nucleotide messenger RNA. RefSeq lists its product as uncharacterized. The coding region runs from base 1 to 3426 and encodes 1141 amino acids. Gene Ontology annotation, biological process: regulation of DNA-templated transcription. The record is from RefSeq and is a predicted model, not a curated record. The transcript has 11 exons. Lineage: Eukaryota; Viridiplantae; Chlorophyta; Chlorophyceae; Chlamydomonadales; Volvocaceae. Gene Ontology annotation, molecular function: DNA binding; DNA-binding transcription factor activity.